AUGAAGAAACACUUUGCAAAACGGAAAAAUAAAAAAAUGGAGAAAAUUUUUGAUAAAAAUGAUGUAAUAAAUAUUAAAAAAAAAGAGAAAAUAAAAAAAGAGAAGAAUAAAAGGGAUAAUAGCAUUCCAGAUCAUAAAAAAAAUUAUAAAAAAAUUAUGAAAAAUAAAUUUAAUGGAGAUAUUUCCAAGGAAUCAAAAAGUAAAAACAACUCAAAAAUAAAAGAUGAUUAUUUAAAUGAAAAAUGUAGGAAAAUUAUGAACGAUGAAAACUUAUCUAAAUCAAAAAAAAAAAAAAUGAUAAAGGAACUUAAAAAAAAAACAGUAAAAGAAAAUUAUGAUUAUUAUAAAAAACUGAGAAUAUAUUUGAACGAUUUAUUAAAGACUAAAAAUAAAACAGAAAAAAAGAAACAAGUGGGUAUUAUUUAUAAUGAAUUAAGAAAAGUUGAAUUAAUAAAAUUUUCUCGUACUAACUUAGGUUAUCAUAUUAUCUCUGCUUUAAUUAUAAAUGGAGAAAAUGAAAUUCAAAAUAAAUUAUGGGAAAGUUUUUAUGAACAUUUUAAUGAUAUCUGUACAUUUAAUUUUGUUUCCUUAAUAUUUCAGUGUUUUUAUAAACAUGGGAAUGAAAAGAUAAAAAAUGAUAUUUAUUCAUGUUUAAUAAAAAAUACUAAAACUUUUUUAACAAAAUUUGCCUCAAGAUUAUGGCAUACAGUUUUUAAAAAGUUAAAAGCGUCUAAAAGAAUAAGAAUGAUUAAUUAUUUGAUAGUCCCCAACAUUAAUGAAUUAAAAAACAUUUCUUCUGAAUUUUUAAAAAAAUCUUCGAAAGAGAUGCUUACUAAUUUUAGCGAAGAAAAUAAAAAUUCAAUAAAAAAAUAUUUAAUCGAAAUUAUUGAAAAUAUUGUGGAAAAAGAAUUGUUAUAUAACAUUGUUUCUCAUAAUAUUAUUUUAGUUGCAUGUGAGAUUUUAAGCGAUGAAGAAUUAACUAAUUUAAUGGAAAUAAUACAUGAGGGAUGCGAAUAUUUAAUAUCAACAAAUAUUGGUAAUAAAGCAUUAAUUUUUUUAUUAGGAUAUAGCACAAAUAAACAUAAAAAAAAUUUAAUAAAAAUAUUAAAAAAUGAUAUAAUAGAAUUAUGCAAAAACAGUGUAAACUUUUUAUUAAUAACUAGAUUACUAAAAAUAACAGACGAUACGAAACUUUUGAAUAACUUUAUCGUCAAAAAAAUUGUAAGUGAUUUUGAAAAUAUAUUUAAUGAUUAUUAUGGAUUUUAUGUUAUUUUAGAGUUUUUUUAUGAUUUAAAUGAAUACAAUGAAGAUAAAUAUUUUUUUGUUGAAUGGAAAAAUAUGAUAUAUUCUAAAGCUCCGAAAAGUGUGAAAAAUGGAAAUAAAAGAAAAAGUGAAAUUAUAACACCAAUCAUUGAGCAAUUACUGAAAAUUUUUCAAGAUAAGAAAAAAUUAAACGAAUAUUUAAAGAAUAAAAGAUACAUCAUUAUUAUAUAUGAAUUUUUAGCUUAUACUGAAAACGAAGAAGUUUUAAAAAAUUUAUUAUAUUUUAUAGAACAGAUAAUUUAUUCAUGUAAAAAUAAAGAGAACAUUAAUGAUACCUUCAAUGUUAAAAAUAUAAAUGAUAUAUUUUUGAAACUUUUUAGUUGUACAAGAAAUAAAAACAUUUUAUGCAAAGUUAUAGAUAAUAAUAUGUUUUAUGAAAAGUUAUGUAAUAUUUUUCUUUUGAAUAUAGAAACUAUCUUAAGAACAGAAUUAAUCAAAAUUUCUAACAGCCUAAUAACUUUUGUGAAAGAAAAAGACAAUAAAAUUUAUGAACAAAUUUUGUCAUAUACUCAAAAGGUUAAUAAUAAAGAUAUAUACCAUGAACUAAAAGGAAUAAUUCCGAAUCUAACUCAUUUUGAUAGAUAUCUUGAACUAAUUAAUAUUCAUAUUAACGAAUAG
This is a messenger RNA of Plasmodium relictum, 1941 nucleotides long. Its product is annotated as mRNA binding Pumilio-homology domain protein, putative. The transcript has a single exon. NCBI's taxonomy places the organism in Eukaryota, Apicomplexa, Aconoidasida, Haemosporida, Plasmodiidae. Gene Ontology annotation, biological process: regulation of translation. Gene Ontology annotation, cellular component: nucleolus. The coding region runs from base 1 to 1941 and encodes 646 amino acids. Gene Ontology annotation, molecular function: mRNA binding. The record is from RefSeq and is a predicted model, not a curated record.